Molecule: messenger RNA, 2096 nt
Organism: Archocentrus centrarchus (flier cichlid)
Lineage: Eukaryota; Metazoa; Chordata; Actinopteri; Cichliformes; Cichlidae
Product: transmembrane 6 superfamily member 2-like
Exons: 10
Coding region: 216-1346 (376 amino acids)
Biological process (GO): regulation of lipid metabolic process; lipid homeostasis
Cellular component (GO): endoplasmic reticulum-Golgi intermediate compartment membrane; endoplasmic reticulum membrane
Source: RefSeq, a predicted model, not a curated record
AGACAGCAGCAGGCUUAUUGGAGCUGAAGGUUUCAUCACGGAUCAAAAGGCGACGUGGCGCUGCUUCAAAUCACUCCUUCCUUCAGCUGCAGCGCGGAGGGCGCUGCUUUAACAUGACUCGAUGCAUAGCCUGUAAACGUGUUUAGGAGGGACAUAUUUUUUAUGUGGAGCAUUUUUAAAGUUCACCAAAGAGGCCAAACGACACGUUCGCAACAAUGAGGCCGCCCCCACAAAUCAGCGUCUUUCUCCUUUCUCUUCUUGCACCUGGAGUUUUAUACGCAAUGAACAACAUCCCUGCGCUUCAAGAACCUCUUGUUAUCUUGGGAAUGGAAACUGUCAUCCUGGGGUCCGUUUUUCUCCUCCUCCUCCUCACUGUGCAGCACAAGACAAAAGUGGACCCUUUGUUCUAUGUAUUUGCAGAGUUUUCCUUCACCUGCGUGUUGGGCCUGACCAAUGCUUUAGAGCAGGAUGGAUUCAUCUCUGGCUUCGUGGGCUUCUAUAUAAAGAUGGGUGAGCCUCAUCUAAGUACUGCCUAUGCUGUGAUGAUGUCUUACUGGGAGGGUGUUGUUCACUUCAUCCUCUUCCUCACUAUCAUCCACCGCAUGUUCUCUGGGAAGUCAUAUCGUAGCCUGGGCCUGCUGUGGGCAGGCUCCGCCAUCGCCUGCCAAAUUGUUCACAUCCCAGGAGUGGUCAUUGGUAAGUAUGGGUCUAACAUUCGACCAGCCUUUUGGAGUAAUGUCCCCUUCGUUUUGGUACCUUUCUGGGCAGCAUCGCUGCUCUUUAACAGGCCCAGAGAGAUGCAAAUCAUCAUAGCAGAUAAGAUCGCCACAGAGCAGAAGAAAGGUCUGCUGUCUCGCCCCAUCGACCUGAUUCUGUCACUGCUAUUGCUGGGAGCCAUGGCCUUCUCUGUUUUUAGAGGCUUUGUGGUGCUGGACUGUCCUCUGGACACCUGCUUCACCUACAUCUAUCAGUAUGAGCCGUACCUCAAAGAUCCAGUCGGCUUUCCCAGAGUUAUGAUGCUGGUGUAUUUAUUCUACGCACUGCCCCUGCUGACGGCCUUCAUCUAUGGUCUGAAAACCCCUGGAUGUAGCUGGAUGUUGGACUGGACCAUCUUCUUCGCUGGUGCCAUGGCUCAGACCCAGUGGUGCCAUAUCGGAGCAUCUCUGCAUUCCCGCACUCCCUUCACGUACCGAGUCCCAGCAGACAAACGGUUGCCUGUUAUCGCCCUCAAUGUGCUGUUUGCUGCUGCACCGGCUCUGCUGGCCCUGCGCUGCCACACAAACCCCGCUUAUUUUAUGAAGCCUGUUCCUGCGGGACAAUCCAAUGACAAGAAAAAGAAAAACUAGACCACACACAAGCCGUGGACUGGUGAGGAAUGCUUACUGGGGCACGAACUGAAUUAAAUGCACACAUUUUUCAUCCAUAAGACCCAGAGGAAAUCUAAAAACAUUGCUCUCUGAGUCAACUGUUAAAAAUCAGUGGCCUCACCCAGCACUUCCUGCAUGGACUUUUGGACCCUGAUAAGGAGGCUGUUGAUGGAGGUGAGGACUGUGAUCAGAUCGCACAGUGUUCAGGUGACUCAUGCAGACACCCAGUUGGUAUCGUCACAAACUUCAGCUAACCUGAAUCAUACAGGUCAGCAGCAGACCAACAGAGAGUGAUUCAGUCAUUAUUUUUUCUAUACAGAAAUCUAAACCAAAGCCACAAAAUUUGAAGAUUCCUUUUCUCAUCUUGAAUAUUGCAACUUUCAUCCUUCUGUCAUUUUUAGUACCCCCACACAAACUGAGUAUUAAAUGAUGAAUCCUCUGAAGGCUGGAUAGCUUAAGAGCUGCUGAUAAGAGAGAUGACUUUCUCAAGCUAAAGAAAAAAAAAACACUUGGUGACAAACAUUGUGGUCAAUCCUUCAUGUGUUAUAAAGAAAUCAGGCAGAUAUUCAUCACUAUUCCACUAAGUCAGGAGUGUUACCUUCAGGUAUUUUGUUAUAAAAAGCUAAAUAUUCAGUUUACAGUAAUGUAAAAAGGGGACAAACAGCACGCUGGUGAGGCUGAAAGCUUGAGAUAUUGUGUAUUUGCUUAAUAAACGACCUUAAAUCAUUA